GGAGCGAUGGAAGGCCUCAGCCACGUUUUCCAAAGUGAUGAGUUUUCUGACUAUUUUGACAAUACUACUGACAACAUAACCUUCAUAGGGUCCUACAAUCCGGAGCACGCCCUGGCCUGUGUUCAGUCAACACCAGCAGGCUUGCACAUCUUCCUCUUCGUCUUCUACUUGCUAGUCUUCCUGCAGGCCAUCGCUGGAAACCUCGUGGUGGUGUGGGUGGUGUGCUCCAGCCAGAACAGGCUCAGUCCGUCGGAGCUCUUCCUGUUCCACCUGGCCCUGGCGGACCUGCUGCUGGCCGUCACGCUACCACUGCUGGCCGUGUCGGUCCUGCAGGGCUGGCUGUUUGGCAACGUCGCCUGCAAGCUGGUCGGCAUGGCUCUGGAGGUGAACUUCUACGCCAGUGUGCUGUUCCUGGUCUGCAUCAGCGCCGACCGCUACAUGGUGGUGGUGCAUGCCGCCAAGGAGGCCCGGGGUAGCUACGGCGGGCGCAGCACCCGCAGCUGGGUCACCUGCGCGUUCGUCUGGGGCCUCGGCUCUAUCCUGUCCCUUCCUGCCACCAUCUACAACCGCGCCUACCUGUUCCCGGGUAAAGACGGCAAAAUGCAGUGUGGCGAGCACUACGACAUCUCUAGCGCCCAACAGUGGCGGCUGGCCAUGCGCAUGCUCAGUCACCUGCUGGGCUUCCUCCUGCCCCUGGCGGCCAUGCUGGGGUUCUACGGUGUCACCAUCAGCCGCUUGGUCCACACGCGCGGCCUGCGGAAGCAUAAGGCCAUGCGGCUCAUUGUUGCAGUGGUGGCGGCUUUCCUGCUCUGCUGGUGCCCGUACCAUGUCGCCACGAUGAUGGACACACUUCUGAGGGCUGAGCUGGUGGAGUCCAGCUGCAGGAGACGACACGAGGCAGACCUGGCCUUGAAGGUCACGCACAGCCUGGGAGUCCUGCACUGCUGUGUCAAUCCCGUGCUGUACGCCUUCGUGGGCGAGAAGUUCCGGACCAACCUGUGGAGGCUGACAAGAAAGUUGUGUAAGAGGGAGCCUGUGACCAGGCUCAGCAGAUCCACUUCCACCACCUCCCAGGAUGGCAACAAUGCCCUUAUGUGACUCCCUCAGGGAACAGUCAAGGAAAGCCAAGCAUCAGCAGUAUCCACUUCAGUCACUAGAGGCCGCUGUAAAGUUAAGUGAAGGUUGAGAGGGAGUUUUAAUUUUUACAUUUUAAAGAGACAGGGUUAUUAUGCUCUUUCAUGCUUUUUAAUAAUAUUGAUGAUAAUUAUUCUUUAUUACCAGCAAUAAUAAUUAAAGCAAUUCUCAUCACCACAGGAACAUUUUGAAAUGUUUAGCCAAAUAUCUGUAUCUGUACCUUGUCUGAAGUUGACAAAAUGCAUAUUUUUUUCUCUGCAAAUAAUUCUAUAGUAGCCAUUUUGUAUUACUUUUUAAAUUUGUUUCAUCUCCGAAAUUUAAAUUCUACUGCUUGUUUAAGUCAGAUGACAUUAUCCUUGUUGACGUUUGGUGUUUCACCGGCGAUGUCUUUCUGUGACUACCAUUAAGAGUUAACAUGUACCAGUGAGCCUGUUAACAGCCAGAGCAAACAGUGACCUACUUUAAGCAAAAAAGAGACUGCGAAGCACCCUGCAAAGGUGAGCUUGUAAUCUAUAACUUCCAAUGAUAACAUUCUCAUAUAUCACAGAAAACUCACUAUGGUUAUAUCAACACCUAUGGCAUAAACUAGUUUCCACUGAUCUAUAGUAUACACAUGAAGACUACAGGACUUUGUUUACACUGGUUAUUUUAAUGAGUUGUUUUAUGUACUUUUAAAUUUUGUGUCUUUCUAUUCAAUGUUCCUGUUCGUCAUUAUGAACUGAAAUUAGGAAACUGGAAAAUAAAAUCAAAGGCCAGGAUUUGCUGUGCACUAGAGUGACACAAAUUGUAUGAAAUGUCUUAUAGAGGGAAACUGCUUUAUAAGGGUUUCUAAACCUGGGUGAAGAUCCCAGUGAACCACAAAACAGCAGCACAUCCUUAGCAGAGUAAGACGUCAGUGUGAAACCAACAUCUGGAUCUCAGCUGAUGUGACCAUGCAGUGCAUGUGUGUGACGAGUUUAAAACUGUGGGGGACUUUGCUUUGAAUCCUCCAUCAUAACUGCUGUAAUAACGACAUACAAUAUAAUAACCCUUAUAGAAUAGUCUGCUGACUUAUCCAGGUCUUAUUCAUUUAAA
Messenger RNA from Electrophorus electricus (electric eel), 2208 nucleotides. RefSeq names its product C-X-C chemokine receptor type 1-like. Gene Ontology annotation, molecular function: C-X-C chemokine receptor activity; C-C chemokine binding; C-C chemokine receptor activity. Gene Ontology annotation, biological process: neutrophil chemotaxis; immune response; positive regulation of cytosolic calcium ion concentration. NCBI's taxonomy places the organism in Eukaryota, Metazoa, Chordata, Actinopteri, Gymnotiformes, Gymnotidae. Gene Ontology annotation, cellular component: membrane; external side of plasma membrane. The record is from RefSeq and is a predicted model, not a curated record.